AUAACAAAGCUGAUAUGUAUCCUUCCCUAAUACAUGUGCUGCUUGAAGUCCAGCUAUCAUGCACGAAACUUUAAAAGAAACUAUGACUGUUUUAGUCCCGGACGUUCAAUUAGUUAAUAAAAAGCAAUUAGUGAACAUUUGAAUUGUUAUGACUAUGCGCACUGCUCACAGAACCCCCUUUUAUUCGUGGCCGAUAAUUUGAACUGAACUGCUCUAGGGAAGUGCCAGCGAAGACCAUCUUUUUUUUUUUCUUCUUUUUUUUUUCUAAUUUCACACUCCAUUCAUACAUAAACACAGCAUGAUUAUUUCGCCUGUGAAAUUUGGCAACUGACUAAAGGGUAACCGGACUCGGCAGGCCGCCGCUCUUAAUGUUUUCUUUUUUUUAUGACCUAGGGCUACAGAGCAUACACACCUUUUUAUUUUAUUUCUGACAGGUGAUAUUACACUUAACCCCGUGCACUCGAUUCAGUAAGUAUAGCACUCUUGUAUUCAACCACGUGGACUAACUUGUUUGUAAAGCAACGGUUAUAUAUCUAUGUUUUGUUCAAGUGCGCGCUUUGUUGGAUGGCACUCGUGAACUUAGUGGAUUUCAAAACUCCCGCGCGAUCGCCACGAGUGAUUCGGUACCUUAGAUGGCACCCAAAGAUUGGAAUAAAUAUGUACGCAGAAAUUAUGCGCAAGACGAUUAAAAGGCUGUUAUAUGUGGAACGAAAACCUUGCAUUAGCACAUGACGUGGAUAACGGCGAUAACAGCACAAAGCGCGGCACGACGCUUCUUGUUUGAAAAUGGCGGCGGACGAAGACAUGGAGCUUCGAGACUUGCUGCUCGAAACACUUGAAAAUAAAGGGGUCAUCAACCGAAUAAAGGCUGAGCUGCGGGCCAGCGUGUAUCUGGCCCUCGACGAACAGGAAGGCAUCAAGCCUUUCGAGAAACCGGCCGACGAGUCGAGUGUCCUUGCCACUGAUGAGGGUCGGCUGGCGGCCUCACUUGUGCACGACUUCCUGCUCUCUUGCAACCUCAAGUUCACCCUCAGUGUCCUGGAACCUGAGGCACCGUUGGCAGAGCCACUCAGCCGAGGGGAGCUGUGCAGUCGACUUGGGCUGGAGCAGCGGAAGGGUCCAUUGCUCUUACAGCUCCUUCAUCCUCUACACCCACCAGCAACGUCAGAGAGUCCCGAAGCAAGCGAUUCCAAAGUCAGGCCGCCUGAACCAGUGACGCAGAACAAGGCCGCUGAUACCAUUCCAGCAAAGGAUGCACCUCCAGAGUUUGCACUAGAUGGCACUUCCCGUGGAGGCAGCCGGCUUCCUCCUCUCUCGGGUCCCAAGGUGCUCCCCAGUCUAGAACCACAAGUGCCUCAUCCUGAAGCAGAGUCACAUUCGCUGCAGAGUACGGCCUCCCGGAAGACUGACCACAGUGGCUCGGAGGAGAGCGUCGAGGAGGAGCUCUCUCGCAUGGAUGACAGCAGCCUGUCCACCACGGCUGAUGAUCGCACAUUCGAUCUGACAGUUUCCCGGGCAAGCGACGUGGAGGGCUGUGACUACGCUGAGCCAGCCCACUGACGGCGCUGGUUGGGACUGCUGCUUGCUUGCCAGAGAGCAGUGUUUGGUCCUCAUGGGUUGCACCCAAGUUUCAUGCUUUCUCUCAUGUGCACCACAAGAACUAUUUAGUAGGAAUGUAUGUGCUCUGUGUUGCGUAAAAAAGUUGCAAGAUUUCACACUUGGCUGCAGUGGUCUUACAUCGCUAGGACUUUCGUCAACUGACCAAUUGCCUUUGCAGCAACCUGUUUGUAUCUGCACUAUUUCAAAAAGUUGCUUGUGGUUGAAGCUGGUGCUGAUUAAAUAGUUUCAACUUAUUG
Dermacentor andersoni is the source of this 1856-nucleotide messenger RNA. RefSeq names its product centrosomal protein 43-like. Gene Ontology annotation, molecular function: protein binding. The record is from RefSeq and is a predicted model, not a curated record. Gene Ontology annotation, biological process: microtubule anchoring. Gene Ontology annotation, cellular component: centrosome. NCBI's taxonomy places the organism in Eukaryota, Metazoa, Arthropoda, Arachnida, Ixodida, Ixodidae.